AUGAAAACAUUUCUGACCCAAGGGUCUGUUUGUUUCAUUGUUGGCCCAGAGCUGGAUACCCUGGAGGUUCCUCCUCUCACCCCAACCAGUAAGGAGGUCCUCAGCCAGGCCGUGAAGGCCAGUUUUGCUGGAUUUGCCCAGGAGAGAAUCAACCAUCACAUUCCACGGGAUCCUACCUUGUGGUCUGAGUGGGAAGUGAACUACUGGCUGGACUGGUGCCAGGCUGAGUUUGGUCUCCACUGCCUGGGUUCAGACCUGCGAGGCCUGCAUGGUGGUGAGCUGUGUGGCCUGGACAGAGAGGCUUUCCUGGGCCUGAUGUCCGACUGCACUGCAGCAGAGAUCCUGUGGGAGCAUCUGGAGGACAUGAAGAGAGAAAAUUACUCAGACUACAUUCAGGAGCAUUCAGACAGACAUGGUUAUCAUGUUCAGUAUCAUCCCACCGAGAGGACAGACCUUCACCCUCUGGAACCUGUAAAUGUACAAGAUCAAGACUACUAUCAGGUGAAAAGAGCAGAUCCCUGCAGGGACAUGAACACCGCUGCUCUGCAGGAGACCCGAGGGAACCAAGAUGAACGAUGCCAUUCACAGCAGCAGGUAGUACAGUACCUGUUCAGCAACAAACAAAAGACAGUCAGUGUUAGCAACCGGCUGAUGGACAUAGUGGAGCAUUUGGCAGCUAAAGAGCCAGUGUUUGUAGAGACAGUCUCUGAAGUGGAAAUUGCUCACAGUGACGACUCUGACAUCAUGGGCUCUAUGUUGUGGACUGCUCCCCUUCAGGAUAUAGAGACAGUGACGGAGGAGACUGUCUCUGAAGAUGUCUUCACUUUACCACAGCCACACAGGAGCUUUAAAGAAUAUGUGGGCAACAAAACCGAUCUGGGCAGAGCCGUGAUACCAGCAGCUAUCCUUGCUGGUUACACCGGAAGUGGUCCCAUUCAACUGUGGCAGUUUCUGCUGGAGCUUCUCACAGACCGCAGCUGUCAGUCAUGUAUAAGCUGGACAGGAGAUGGGUGGGAGUUCAAGCUGACGGACCCUGAUGAGGUGGCCCUGCUGUGGGGUCGGAGGAAGAACAAACCCAAGAUGAACUACGAGAAGCUCAGUCGUGGUCUGAGAUACUACUACGACAAGAACAUCAUCCGCAAGACAGCCGGCAAGCGCUAUGUCUACCGCUUUGUCUGCAACCUGGAAGGCCUGCUGGGAUAUGAGCCUGGGGAGCUGCACGCCAUGUUGGACAUCAGUAACAAGACUCAACAAUGACCUCAACAAACAAGGAGCAAAGAGACACUUUUAGAGAUCCUUCAGUUUUUUUAACUGAAAGAGAACUGACCAUCUGCUGUUCAGAAGGUGAUACACAUUGUAUAUACAGCUAAAGUAUUCAUACCCCUGGAACUUUUCCAUAUUUUGG
Messenger RNA from Scatophagus argus, 1405 nucleotides. RefSeq names its product transforming protein p54/c-ets-1-like. Lineage: Eukaryota; Metazoa; Chordata; Actinopteri; Scatophagidae. Gene Ontology annotation, molecular function: DNA-binding transcription factor activity, RNA polymerase II-specific; sequence-specific DNA binding. The record is from RefSeq and is a predicted model, not a curated record. Gene Ontology annotation, biological process: regulation of transcription by RNA polymerase II; cell differentiation. The transcript has 7 exons. Gene Ontology annotation, cellular component: nucleus. The coding region runs from base 1 to 1257 and encodes 418 amino acids.